AACCAAUCAUAUCAAAGGAGGCGGGUUUUGACGGAAUACGGGUGAAGAAAGCUAGAACGCUUGUCUAUAUGAACUGAAAAAAAGCUGGCAGUCAAAUAUAUUCUUAUUUAGGAUUUAAUAAAUAAAACAACCAGGGUUUCUUCAUGCAUGAGCUGAAGAUGAACCUGAAGCAGGCCAUCCUGCAGGCUUGGAAGGAGCGCUGGAGCGACUACCAGUGGGCUGUCAACAUCAAGAGGAACUGCCCCAAAGGAGCCACGUGGGAUUACCCCAACCUCGCAGAAGCGUUGUUGGAGCAGGCGAUGAUUGGGCCGUCCCCAAACCCGCUGAUUCUGUCCUAUCUGAAGUAUGCCAUCAGCUCCCAGAUGGUGUCCUACUCCAGCGUUCUCACUGCUGUCAGUAAGUUCGACGAUUUCUCACGAGAACUCUGCGUCAAGUCGCUCCUGGAGAUCAUGGACAUGUUUUCCAACCGUCUCAGUUGCCAGGGGAAAGCGGAGGAGUGUAUCGCUCUGUGCCGGGCUCUGCUCGGGGCAAUCGCGUGGCUCCUGCAGGGCUGCGCCUGGUACUGCGAGAAGCUUAAAGAGCCUAGCGCCGCACCGCCGAGCGACGCCAGCCUCCGGGCUCUCCAGGAGCGCCUGGAGAACCUUCUGCAGCGGGCCAAGAACCGAGCCCUGAUGCACAUCGCGAGGUUGGAGGAACAGGCUUCCUGGAGCAACACGGAGCAAGCGGUGAUCAAACUCACGGAGAACCUAAACAGUGUAACCAAUCAGGUGCUGAAAAACAAGCUGGAGGAGUGCGUGAUGCUGGUGAAGAGUGUCCCUCAGAUGCUGAGCAUCCAGUGUGAGCCUCCAGUCCACACCUCCUUUCCAACGGUCCAUGCUUUCAUCAUGCUGGAGGGGACCAUGAACCUCACAGGGGAGAUGCAACCGCUGGUGGAGCAGCUCAUGAUGAUCAAGAGGAUACAGCGCAUUCCGGCACCAUUGUUCAUCCUGGAGAUCUGGAAAGCUUGCUUCACCGGGCUCAUCGAGUCUCCAGAAGGCACAGAGGAGCUCAAAUGGACAGCGUUCACCUUCCUCAAGAUUCCUCAGGUUCUUCUAAGGUUAAAGAAGUACCCUCAGGGUGAGAAGGACUUCACAGAGGAAGUGAACAUUGCGUUUGAGUUUCUGCUGAAGCUCACACCCCUGCUGGACAAAGCUGACCAGAGAUGCAACUGCGACUGCCUGAAUUUGCUGCUUCAGGAGUGUAAUAAACUCUGCUUGCUGUCAGAAUCCAACAUGGCCGCCCUCACCGCCAAACGUGCUGAAGACAGGGAAUAUGCACCAAAGCUGAAAACGGCGGAGAAUGCCAACAUCCAGCCGAACCCGGGCCUCAUACUACGUGCCGAGCCGACCGUCACCAACAUACUGAAGACUGUGGAUGCUGAUCAUUCCAAAUCCCCUGAGGGUUUGCUGGGAGUUUUGGGUCACAUGCUCUCAGGGAAGAGUUUGGAUUUGCUGUUGGCUGCUGCCGCGGCUACGGGAAAACUCAAAUCCUUUGCUCGCAAAUUCAUCAAAUUAAAUGAGUUUCCGAAGCAGAUCAGUGGUGAAGGAUCAAAAUCUGCUUCAGUGAGAGCUCUGCUCUUUGACAUCUCCUUCCUCAUGCUGUGUCAUGUGGUCCAGACAUAUGGCUCUGAGGUCAUCCUGUCGGAACCGAGCCAAUCAGGCGAGACCCCGUUCUUCGAGACAUGGCUGCAGAUGUGCAUGCCUGAGGAAGGGAAGAUCCUGAAUCCGGACCACCCCUGCUUCAGACCUGAACCGGGGAAGGUGGAGAGUCUGGUGGCGUUACUCAACACCUCCUCCGAGAUGAAGCUGGUUCAGAUGAAGUGGCAUGAGAUCUGCCUGAGUACGCCGGCAGCCAUCUUGGAGGUGUUGAACGCCUGGGAGAACGGAGUGCUGUCUGUGGAAGCUGUGCAGAAGAUCACCGAUAACAUAAAAGGGAAAGUGUGCAGUAUGGCCAUAUGCGCCGUGGCCUGGCUCGUGGCUCACGUGCGAAUGUUAGGAUUGGACGAACGAGAGAAACCGCAGACCAUGAUCCGUCAGCUAAUGGUGCCUCUGUAUGGAGAGAACACGCUUCAGUUUUACAACGAACGCGUGGUGAUCAUGAGCUCGAUCCUGGAGCACAUGUGCGCCGACGUCUUCCAGCAGACGGGCCAGUGCCUGCGCUCGUUGGUGGAGCCUCAGGAGCCGCUGCCGUACCGCUGCCUCCUGCCCCUGCGCCAACCCAUCAGCCAGGCGCUCAGCUCCAACUUCCGCACAGCGCUGGACAAAGGCUGGGUCGACUCCAGCACGCUGCACCUCCUGGAGAACCUGUUGCACAUCGGCGGUGCCUUCUGGUUUACAAACAACCUUGUCAAGGAGCUGCUGAAGGAGACACGUAAGGAGUGGGCGCUCCGUGUGGUCGAGCUCCUCUACAGCAUCUUCUGCUUGGACCUGCAGCAAAUCACGCUCACACUGAUCGGCCACAUCGUGCCCAAUCUGCUUACUGAUCCCGCCCACUGGCACAGUUUAGCAGAUCCGCCCGGCCGAGCCCUUGCCAAGCUGUCGGUAUGGUGUGCUCUCAGCUCCUUCUCGUCUCACCAUAAAAUCCACGCAUUGGGUCGGCAGCGCAAGAGACAGCGAGAGGACAUUGAGGACUACAGCAGCCUGUUCCCAUUGGAUGACACGCAGCCAUCCAAGCUGAUGCGUCUGCUGAGCUCGAACGAGGACGAACCCGCCGUGUUGAGCAGUCCAGGUGACCGCACCAUGAGCAGCUCACUGUCUGCCUCACAGCUUCAUACAGUCAAUAUGAGAGAACCACUCAACCGUGUGCUAGCAAAUCUGUUCUUGCUCAUCUCAUCCAUCCUGAGCUCUAAAACCGCCGGUCCUCACACACAGUUUGUGCAGAGUUUUAUCGAGGAGUGUGUAGAGUGUUCAGAGCAGGGCAGCCGGGGGAGCAUCCUGCAGUUCAUGCCGUUUACUAUGGUUUCUGAGCUGGUCAAGCUGCACGCUCUCGCCAAACCCAAAGUUGUUCUGUCCAUCACAGACCUGACGCUCCCGCUGGGCCGAAGAGUAGCCGCCAAAGCGAUUGCUGCUUUGUAACACACACACACACACACACACACACACACACACACACACACACACACAUGAGUAAUGGAAUCUGACUUCCAGUAAAGUUUUUCUCUCACCAGCUUCAUUGUUACUCAUUACAUGACACCCUCACUUCUUAGUCUUCUAAAGAAUAAUCAUGUCAUUCGAUUGCAUGCUACUUUCCCCAAACACCAUAAAAAAAAAAAAAUGUUUUGUAUAUAGAACUUUUUUAUACUCAAUAAACUGAUUUAAUAACUUUA
This is a messenger RNA of Silurus meridionalis, 3364 nucleotides long. It is a transcript of the gene med24, whose product is annotated as mediator complex subunit 24. Gene Ontology annotation, cellular component: mediator complex. The transcript is spliced from 26 exons. Gene Ontology annotation, molecular function: transcription coregulator activity. The record is from RefSeq and is a predicted model, not a curated record. Bases 144 to 3113 code for a protein of 989 amino acids. Lineage: Eukaryota; Metazoa; Chordata; Actinopteri; Siluriformes; Siluridae.